AUGGGGCAGGAAAAUACCUUGUUUGAUGACGUAAUGCAGGGCAGGUGGGAGAGAGUGGUGACAGCAUAUGCAGAUCCUGAAACCCAGAAGUCCAGGAUCACCACAUCAGAAGACACAGCCUUGCACAUUGCCAUUUUGAACGGGCAAACCGAGAUCGUGAGGCAGCUAGUGGAGCAGAUACACGACGAACACGCUGCAGCAGUUCUGAUGUUGCAGAAUGUGAGGGGAUCCACGGCUAUCCACCUGGCAGCAGCAGUUGGCGAUGCUGACAUGUGUGGAUCCGUGGCUUACAAGGCUCCCGCUGAGGUCAUCGGGAUCAGCAACGGAGAAGGUGAAACCCCUCUCUUCCUGGCAGCCAUGUCUGGCAAGACAUGGAAUUUCUUCCUUCUCCUGGACAGACUUGAAGAGGAGAAAGCGGACGAGAUUUGUCACAGAAGGUCUUGCAAAGGUGACACCAUUCUUCAUGCUGCCAUCUCCGGUGAACACUUUGGUAAUAAAUGUACACACAUUAAACACUUCCAUAUGCAAGAAAGCAACGUCGAUGAUCCUGAAAGCUUCAGAAAGGAAACAAUUCAAGGUGCUGGGUUUGGAAGAAGAGUAAAUCUCAAAGAAGUUUUCCCACCAAAUUAUGCAACAAUAAUCGAUUUUUUCAAGCUCGUGUUAAUGACACUGCUGCUUAUUCUUGGCUUCGGACAUGCAAGAGUCACUAAGAUCAAAAGAAUGAAAUCGGCACACACAUGGGCGAAUAUUGUCUUGAAAACAUUGGUUGACAGCGCUUCACUAUAUAGGUACGAGAACAGUGGUCGAAAACCCACCAAUGGAGACAUAGACCCAGCGCAAAUCCCAGAAUUCCCAACUGAAGAUCAGCAUUCUCAGAAUUCUGUGAUCAACACCAAUGAGCCUGAAACUGGAGAGAAAGCCAUACUAGUUGCAACGCAUAUGGGAAUAACUGACAUGGUGGACAAGUUUAUGAAGGCAUCCCCAGCCGUAAAUCGAGAGUUAGACAUGGAGAAUGAAAAUCUUGUCCUUGUGUCAUACAAGAAGGAAAAUCUACCUCAUCUUGGAUCAGUGAGCAAAGAAACCCCAAUACUGAUAGCAGCAAAGAUGGGAGUCAAAGAAGUAGUGCAGAAAAUACUGGAAACAUUUCCUAUUGCUAUUCAUGAUCAGGACAUUGAUAAUAAGAAUGUUGUGCUCUUGGCUGUAGAGAACAAACAUGUCCAAGUCUUUAAAUUGCUUACGGAGAAGGUUAUACUGAAGGAGAGUGUGUUUGGCCAAGUAGACAAAGAUGGGAACAGCGCAUUGCACCUAGCUGCAACUUUUGGAGAUUCUCGACCUUGGCUUAUACCAGGAGCUGGCCUGCAAAUGCAGUGGGAACUCAAGUGGUACAAGUUCGUUAAGCAGUCAAUGCCACCCAACUUCUUUCGCCAAUACAACAAGAGAAAUCACACCCCGAAGCAGAUCUUAUUGGAAACCCACAAACAACUUGCAAAAAGUGGUAGUGAAUGGCUCACCAAAACCAGCGAGUCAUGCUCAGUUGUUGCUGCACUUGUAGCAACAGUUGCAUUUGCAGGAUCAUCAACCGUCCCUGGAGGCAACAAAGAAGAUACCGGUACCCCUGUUCUUGAACAGGAGCCAGCAUUUAAUAUCUUUGCCAUCACAUCGUUGGUUGCCCUCUGCUUAUCCGUAACAUCGCUUGUAACUUUUCUUACCAUCCUCACUUCCCGCUUUGACCACAAAGAUUUCGCCAAGUCACUGCCUCGGAAGCUAAUUUGGGGUUUAACAUCACUCUUCCUUUCCAUAGCUUCCAUGCUGGUCUCCUUUUGUGCAGCCCAUUUCUUUGUUCUGAAAGACAGCCUGAGAAUGUUUUCAUAUCCAGUGUACGCUGCAACUUGCUUGCCAGUGACCAUUUUCCUUCUUUCAACCUUCUCCCUCUACUAUGAUCUCAUUUGUGCGAUAUACUCAAAGGAGCCACAACACAGUUUAAAGGAGUUUCAUCCCUAG
Molecule: messenger RNA, 2001 nt
Organism: Linum tenue
Lineage: Eukaryota; Viridiplantae; Streptophyta; Magnoliopsida; Malpighiales; Linaceae
Source: the annotation of a GenBank genome assembly